This is a messenger RNA of Tachysurus vachellii, 5560 nucleotides long. Its product is annotated as mucin-2-like. NCBI's taxonomy places the organism in Eukaryota, Metazoa, Chordata, Actinopteri, Siluriformes, Bagridae. Bases 150 to 4904 code for a protein of 1584 amino acids. The transcript is spliced from 9 exons. The record is from RefSeq and is a predicted model, not a curated record.
AAAAACCACAAACCAAGACAAGCAUUGCCUUAGUUUCCUGAAUACUGUGACUAUGAUUCUGACCGGAAACUAAGGACUUUUUAUAACACUCUAACUGAACACUUACAAAGAUUACAAAUCAUCUGGGGUGUUAUUGGGAAACAUUCAGGAUGAAGAGAAAAGAACUGAGAAUCGUGUUCAUACUGAGUAUCAUUCUGAGAUCUGUAACUGGACAAACCACAAAUGACACAUCUACAACACCAGCACCUACGAACGCUACAGCUACUACACAAGCAAAUGCUACUACUGGUAAUGUAACAGUUUGGACAGCAUCUACAACACCAGCACCUACAAACGCUACAGCUACUACACCAACAAAUACUACUGCUGAUAAUAUAACAGUUUCGACAGCAUCUACACCACCAGCACCUACAAACGCUACAGCUACUACACAAGCAAAUGCUACUACUGGCACUGUAACAGUUUCGACAGAAUCUACAACACCAGCACCUACGAACGCUACAGCUACUACGCAAGCAAAUGCUACUACUGGUAAUGUAACAGUUUCGACAGCAUCUACAACACCAGCACCUACAAACGCUACAGCUACUACACAAGCAAAUGCUACUACUGGUAAUGUAACAGUUUCGACAGCAUCUACAACACCAGCAUCUGUAAACGCUACAGCUACUACACAAGCAAAUGCUACUGCUGGUAAUAUAACAAUUUCGACAGCAUCUACAACACCAGCACCUGUAAACGCUACAGCUACUACACAAGCAAAUGCUACUACUGGUAGUGUAACAGUUUUGACAGCAUCUACAACACCAACACCUACAAACGCUACAGCUAAUACACAAGCAAAUGCUACUGCUAGUAAUGUAACAGUUUUGACAGAAUCUACAACACCAGCACCUACGAACGCUACAGCUACUACACAAGUAAAUGCUACUACUGGUAAUGUAACAGUUUCGACAGCAUCUACAACACCAGCAACUGCAAACGCUACAGUUACUACACAAGCAAAUGCUACUGCCGGUAAUGUAACAGUUUCGACAGCAUCUACAACACCAGCACCUGUAAACGCUACAGCAACUACAGAAGCAAAUGCUACUGCCGGUAAUAUAACAAUUUCGACAGCAUCUACAACACCAGCACCUACAAACGCUACAGCUACUACACAAGCAAAUGCUACUGCCGGUAAUGUAACAGUUUCGACAGCAUCUACAACACCAGCACCUACAAACGCUACAGCUACUACACAAGCAAAUGCUACUGCCAGUAAUUUAACAGUUUCGACAGCAUCUACAACACCAGCACCUCCAAACGCUACAGCUACUACACAAGCAAAUGCUACUGCCAGCAAUAUAACAGUUUUGACAGCAUCUACAACACCAGCAUCUGUAAACGCUACAGCUACUACACAAGCAAAUGCUACUGCCGGUAAUAUAACAAUUUCGACAGCAUCUACAACACCAGCACCUACAAACGCUACAGCUACUACACAAGCAAAUGCUACUGCUGGUAAUGUAACAGUUUCGACAGCAUCUACAACACCAGCACCUACAAACGCUACAGCUACUACACAAGCAAAUGCUACUGCCGGUAAUUUAACAGUUUCGACAGCAUCUACAACACCAGGAACUGUAAACGCUACAGCUACUACACAAGCAAAUGCUACUGCCGGUAAUGUAACAGUUUCAACAGCAUCUACAACACCAGCACCUACAAACGCUACAGCUAAUACACAAGCAAAUGCUACUACUGUUAAUGUAACAGUUUCGACAGAAUCUACAACACCAGCACCUACAAACGCUACAGCUUCUACACAAGCAAAUGCUACUGCUGGUAAUGUAACAGUUUCGACAGCAUCUACAACACCAGCACCUACAUACGCUACAGCUACUACACAAGCAAAUGCUACUGCCGGUAAUGUAACAGUUUCGACAGCAUCUACAACACCAGCACCUACAAACGCUACAGCUACUACACAAGCAAAUGCUACUGCCGGUAAUUUAACAGUUUCGACAGCAUCUACAACACCAGCACCUACAAACGCUACAGCUACUACACAAGCAAAUGCUACUGCCGGUAAUUUAACAGUUUCGACAGCAUCUACAACACCAGCACCUACAAACGCUACAGCUACUACACAAGCAAAUGCUACUGCCGGUAAUAUAACAGUUUUGACAGCAUCUACAACACCAGCAUCUGUAAACGCUACAGCUACUACACAAGCAAAUGCAACUGCCGGUAAUAUAACAAUUUCGACAGCAUCUACAACACCAGCACCUACAAACGCUACAGCUACUACACAAGCAAAUGUUACUGCCGGUAAUGUAACAGUUUCGACAGCAUCUACAACACCAGCACCUACAAACGCUACAGCUACUACACAAGCAAAUGUUACUGCCGGUAAUGUAACAGUUUCGACAGCAUCUACAACACCAGCACCUACAAACGCUACAGCUACUACACAAGCAAAUGUUACUGCCGGUAAUGUAACAGUUUCGACAGCAUCUACAACACCAGCACCUACAAACGCUACAGCUACUACACAAGCAAAUGCUACUGCCGGUAAUUUAACAGUUUCGACAGCAUCUACAACACCAGCACCUACAAACGCUACAGCUACUACACAAGCAAAUGCUACUGCCGGUAAUGUAACAGUUUCGACAGCAUCUACAACACCAGCACCUACAAACGCUACAGCUACUACACAAGCAAAUGCUACUGCCGGUAAUUUAACAGUUUCGACAGCAUCUACAACACCAGCACCUACAAACGCUACAGCUACUACACAAGCAAAUGCUACUGCCGGUAAUAUAACAGUUUUGACAGCAUCUACAACACCAGCAUCUGUAAACGCUACAGCUACUACACAAGCAAAUGCAACUGCCGGUAAUAUAACAAUUUCGACAGCAUCUACAACACCAGCACCUACAAACGCUACAGCUACUACACAAGCAAAUGCUACUGCCGGUAAAGUAACAGUUUCGACAGAAUCUACAACACCAGCACCUACAAACGCUACAGCUACUACACAAGCAAAUGCUACUGCCGGUAAUUUAACAGUUUCGACAGCAUCUACAACACCAGCAUCUGUAAACACUACAGCUACUACACAAGCAAAUGCUACUGCUGGUAAUAUAACAAUUUCGAGAGCAUCUACAACACCAGCAACUGUAAACGCUACAGCUACUACACAAGAAAAUGCUACUGCCGGUAAUAUAACAGUUUCGACAGCAUCUACAACACCAGCACCUACAAACGCUACAGCUACUACACAAGCAAAUGCUACUGCCGGUAAUUUAACAGUUUCGACAGCAUCUACAACACCAGCACCUACAAACGCUACAGCUACUACACAAGCAAAUGCUACUGCCGGUAAUUUAACAGUUUCGACAGCAUCUACAACACCAGCACCUACAAAUGCUACAGCUACUACACAAGCAAAUGCUACUGCCGGUAAUAUAACAAUUUCGAGAGCAUCUACAACACCAGCACCUGUAAACGCUACAGCUACUACACAAGCAAAUGCUACUGCUGGUAAUUUAACAGUUUCGACAGCAUCUACAACACCAGCACCUACAAACACUACAGCUACUACACAAGCAAAUGCUACUGCUGGUAAUUUAACAGUUUCGACAGCAUCUACAACACCAGCACCUACAAACACUACAGCUACUACACAAGCAAAUGCUACUGCUGGUAAUUUAACAGUUUCGACAGCAUCUACAACUCCAGCACCUACAAACGUUACAGCUACUACACAAGCAAUUGCUACUGCUGGUAAUAUAACAGUUUCUACAGCAUCUACAACACCAGCACCUACAAACGCUACAGCUACUACACAAACAAAUGCUACUGCUGGUAAUACAACAGUUUUGACAGCAUCUACAACACCAGCACCUACAAACGCUACAGCUACUACACAAGCAAUUGCUACUGCCGGUAAUAUAACAGUUUCGACAGCAACUACUCCGAUAAAAUCAACAAACUCUACAAAUACUUCAACAGUAACUACUACUUCCAGCUCCCCAAUAACAACAACAGUGGUGACAACAGCAAAAACAACAACAACAACAACAACAACAACAACAACAACAGCAGCUGUAACACUUCGUCCACAGCCAACUGUCGACCUGAGUGUUGGUCUCAAGACUGAGUAUACUACACAAUUAAGUGAUCCAACUACUCCUGAAUUUAAAUCUUUGGCUGCACAGGUGACUCAACUGUUGAAUCAAAUCUAUACAAUUCUCUUUGGCUCUAAGUACCGCGGCUGCAGAGUCAAAGCUUUCAGACCUCAACCUAUACGUGCUGUACAAAAUACCGAUGCAGAUGUUGAGCUGAUAUUCGACGAGAACUCCACAACUCCCAUCCCAUCUGGACAAGCAGCAGCAACUGCUCUGAAGGAGGCUGUAGAUAAUAACAGUACUUUGAGUGCACAAAUUGAUUCCAGCGCAAUCACUGUCCUUAAUCAGCCAAUUGAUGUGAUUGUGCUUUUCGUAACAAAUGGCACUUUUACAGCAGCUCUCUCAAAUACUAGUUCAGAUUCAUUCACAACCAGAACAUUAAUGAUUAAAAAUGGACUUAACCCUUUUUUCACUCAAGACUUCCCAAAUUCAUUCAGUCUCUUAAGCAUGUUAAACUACAGCACAGGAACGUUUAAAGCAGCUAAUGAUUCAAUUCUGAACAGCAUGGACUUGGCUUUUAACAGCUCUGCUGGAAAUCCCAACACCACCCAAAUUGCUGAAACUAUGUUUCGAGCAGCCAAAAGUGGCACCCUUCCUUUUCAGAUCUCCAUCACCAGUAUCACAGUGAAUGGCACGGUAUUUAAUUCGGGUGAUGUCAGCAGCAAGAUCAGUGUGCUCAUGGCGUGCUUCAUGGUGGCUGUGUCGCUUCUGUUAACACGGUCCAGCUGAUGCUAAACCACAUCCUCUUCUCAGAAUGAGAACCCUGACCAAGUUUGACUCUCCUGUUCCCUCAAUGAAUCAUGCGAAUAUACCGAGCUAAUAUUUUAAAUAAUGUGUAUGCGUAAAAAGUACAAUAGGAAGAGCAUUAUAAGAAUCUGCCAACCUGUAUGAAUGUGCAAUGAUAUGGAUUGGACAGAACUUGUAGCUUUAAUUAUUUUGAAUGUAUUGUAACAUAUUCUUUGUAUUUGAUUGUCAAUUACUCAAUCCUGGAGUCGAAUUUACAGUGAUGGAAUUGUAUUUAUCAAAUGGAAACUAUUCUAUGAUAGAUCUAAGUUAACAUUAGUAAGUACUGUAUAUUUGAGAAAUGCACAUGCAAAAACAUUAUCUAUCAAACAUCCUUUAGUGAUGCAUGUGACAUUAAAUGCACGCUUUGGCUUAAAAUACUUUUCAAAGUAUUACAGGUUUCUGCAAAUGAUUAAACAUAAUCCAGACGAUUUCUGAAAUUAUGUUUUAGUCAAAAUUACUUGAGCAUAAAUGAAAUAACACAUAAAUGAACUGUUCUGUAAAACACAGAAUUGUGGUUUGACUGGAUUUAAUACGUGUCUUAACCUGAGUUCUUUCCUAAUAUACAAAGCAAUAAAGGAGAAAAUAUAUUUAUACUGUAA